Messenger RNA from Capra hircus (goat), 357 nucleotides. RefSeq names its product calmodulin-like protein 3. Gene Ontology annotation, molecular function: calcium ion binding. NCBI's taxonomy places the organism in Eukaryota, Metazoa, Chordata, Mammalia, Artiodactyla, Bovidae. The record is from RefSeq and is a predicted model, not a curated record. The transcript is spliced from 3 exons. Bases 1 to 357 code for a protein of 118 amino acids.
AUGCAGGAGCUCGGCACUGUCCUGUGGUCACUGGGCCCGAACCCCACCAAGGCUGAGCUCCAGAAAGUGGUGGGUGAACUGGUCUGCGAUGGCAGGGGCCCUGUAGGAUUCCCCAAGCUCCUGGGCCUGAUGGCCUGGAAGCAAAUUUCGGUCAGCACGGCCAAGUGGUGGCAUGCAGUGACCUGGCUGGGCAAGGAGCUGAACAACCAGGAGGUGGAAGAGAUGAUCCGGGCAGCACACAUGGACGCAGAUGGGCAGGUGGACUGCGAGGAGUUCAUGCACCUGCUGGUCUCGACGUCUGUGUCUCGACACCUCCGGAGUAAAAGCAGCGAGAACGGGAAUAACAACAUGCACUGA